CGGCUCUGGUGGUAAACAGUAAAGAUGGCGGCCUCCGUGAGGAGAGCUGCGCACGACAUCGAAACGCGAAAACGAACCGACGAUGUAGUUCUUUCUGAGAAUAUUAAUUUCAGCUCUCUGCUCCUGUCCGAGCCUGUGCUCCAGGGCCUGUCUGCCGCGGGCUUUGAGAAGCCUUCCCCCAUCCAGCUCAAAGCCAUCCCGCUGGGCCGCUGCGGUCUCGAUUUGAUUGUCCAGGCUAAGUCUGGAACGGGGAAGACAUGUGUAUUCUGUACAAUCGCGCUGGACUCUCUGAUAUUGGAAAAUCCUGCAACACAAGUGCUUGUGCUGGCGCCAACACGAGAGAUAGCCGUGCAAAUUCACUCAGUGGUGAUGGCUAUAGGCUGUGCCAUGGAGGGACUCGAAUGCCACGUUUUUAUUGGGGGCAGGCCUGUGAGUCAAGACAAGGCUCAUUUAAAGAAGUGCCAUAUUGCUGUUGGCUCACCAGGUCGUAUUAAACAGCUUAUUGAGUUAGGCAUGUUGUCUACAGCUAGCAUCAGACUGUUUGUGCUGGAUGAGGCAGACAAACUACUGGAAGAAGGAAGUUUCCAAGAGCAGAUAAACUGGAUAUUCUCCUCUCUGCCAGUGACCAAACAGAUGCUUGCUCUUUCUGCUACCUACCCAGAAUCCCUUGCUCAGCAUCUCACUCGCUACAUGAUCGAGCCCACAUUUGUCAGACUAAACCUGAGUGAUAUGGGCCUUAAAGGUUUAAAGCAGUAUUACAAACUGGUACAGAGUCACCCUUUACCACACAAGAUUUUUGAGGAAAAGGUGCAGCACUUGCUUGAACUUUUUUGUAAAAUUCCAUUCAACCAAGCUCUGGUGUUCUCCAACCUCCACACAAGGGCACAACAUUUGGCAGAUAUUCUGUCCUCUAAAGGCUUACCUUCAGUCUGUAUCUCAGGUGGCCUGAGUCAGGACCAGAGACUGGAAGCAAUGUCCAAAUUGAAGCAGUAUCAGUGCAGAGUGCUUAUCUCCACUGACCUGACGGCCAGAGGUAUAGAUGCAGAAAAAGUGAACUUGGUCAUAAACCUGGAUGUGCCACAGGACUGGGAAACCUAUAUGCACCGCAUUGGACGGGCUGGACGCUUUGGCACUCAAGGGCUGGCUGUUACCUAUUGUUGCCAUGGGGAGGAGGAGAAUAAGAUGAUGGCAAUCUCUCAAAAGUGUGGCUUGAGUCUGUCUGCAUUACCUUCCUCCCUGGAACCCGGUUUAAUGGAGGAAGCCUGUGACUGGGAUGUUUGCAGUGAAGCUUCCAAUCCAGAUGUGCCAACAUUCCCAGUUGCCUCAAAGACUGAGAAAAAACACAGGACAACGGAUGUGGUCAAACAGAAAGAAUCUUCUACUAAGAGAAAAGACAUUAAGGAAAGACUCAAACACAAACUGAAUACUGAAAGAGAUUUGGACUUGCACCCUCAAACUCAGGUAUUGAGUCAGAAACCAUCUAAUCGCCAUCCCAUAGUCUCUCAUGAAUCGUCUCACAAAGAACAACAAGAGGCUCUGCCCAAGAUCCCGUCUCUGAGUUCUUUCAAGACCUGUAACUCUCAGUUUGUAACAUUUGAGGAAGCUGAGAGGGAUUUUCAAAACUUUAUUACCAAAGGUCUGGGCAGAACAGUAGAAGUUAUCAGACAAUAUGGAGGAAGAGAUGAAGGCAGCUCAGAAGAUUUGAAUGGAUAUACAGAGUCAUUCACACUUGAUGACAGUAGUACAAAGAGUGUGGUAGUAACUAGUGAAUAUAGAAAACAACAAAUUUCACUCUCUGAAUUGCCAAGUUCUCAGUCAGAUAUGGAGCAAAAUGACAUUGCAAAAGAUUUUGAUCAAAAUGAAGAAAAGUCUGUUAAAAAUGCUGCCAUUGCCCCGAGCAAAAAUGCUGUCAAACUAACAUCAGUCAAACCAAAGAAAAGUUUGCAGACUGACAGCUUUUCAAAUGACUCCUCUUACUUAGAGGAAGAUGGAGUUAAAAUGGGUGUUAAAAUGAGCAGGCCAACAGACAAGACAGCAGCAGAAGAGUCUGAACAAACCCAUUUUAGAAAGAUCAAAAAAGAAAACCAAAAACAUAAACAAAAUGGUUUGGGGCGCAAUAAUAAAAGGAGAAAUAGAGAGGCUGAACGCAAAGAGGAAGAGGAGGAGGAAUCCAGUACAGAUAGUUACUGGAGCAUGUGGCACAGCUCAUGGGAUCAAUACCAUCCUUAUCAGCAGUAUGCAUACCACAGCUACUACAGUGCAGCUCAGUGGAUGGCAGCAUAUCGAAUGAAUGCAGUUUAUAUAGAAGAGCUUCUUAAGUAUUGACUCUAAAAUGACAGAAAGCACUUAAAUAAUAUUUUGUGUUUGUUCAAUAAUGACACGUUUUUGUAAUAAAUUCAUUAGUUUGAAGCAA
Boleophthalmus pectinirostris (great blue-spotted mudskipper) is the source of this 2413-nucleotide messenger RNA. It is a transcript of the gene ddx20, whose product is annotated as DEAD (Asp-Glu-Ala-Asp) box polypeptide 20. The transcript is spliced from 11 exons. Gene Ontology annotation, cellular component: SMN complex. Gene Ontology annotation, molecular function: RNA binding; RNA helicase activity; ATP binding. Bases 25 to 2325 code for a protein of 766 amino acids. The record is from RefSeq and is a predicted model, not a curated record. Lineage: Eukaryota; Metazoa; Chordata; Actinopteri; Gobiiformes; Gobiidae. Gene Ontology annotation, biological process: spliceosomal snRNP assembly.